This is a messenger RNA of Penicillium subrubescens, 2595 nucleotides long. Its product is annotated as baculoviral IAP repeat-containing protein. Bases 1 to 2595 code for a protein of 864 amino acids. The record is from RefSeq and is a predicted model, not a curated record. The transcript has 4 exons. Lineage: Eukaryota; Fungi; Ascomycota; Eurotiomycetes; Eurotiales; Aspergillaceae.
AUGAGCUCCGAAAUGGAGACCUUUUCGGCCCGUCUGGCCAGCUUCGAUGCCGUACUCAAGCCCGAAAAGCGGAGAUCUUCAACGACGAAAGGCUUCGAUGUGAUCGCAUGGCCUCACCAGAGACCGUCGCCCGCCGAGUUGGCACACGCUGGCUUCUACUACAAACCAUAUGAGACGAAUCCGGACAACACCACAUGCUUUCAGUGCAAUCGAGCAUUGGACGGAUGGGAAGAGGACGACAACCCAAUAGACGAGCACCUCAAGCACUCUCCAGACUGUGCUUGGGCGAUCAUGAUGGACAUCCAGCAGGGUAGCUCCAACCCCGCCACGAUCGAAGACCCGAACAGUGAAAGGAUCACCCAAGCACGAAUUGGAACGUUUGGAACGUCGUGGCCACAUGACGGAAAACGAGGUUGGGUUCCUCAAUCAAAUAAGAUGGUCAAGGCAGGGUGGUAUUUCUGCCCCAACGAAGAGAGCGAUGACUUGGCCAGCUGCGCCUAUUGUAAGCUGUCGCUGGAUGGAUGGGAGCCAAAAGAUGACCCAUUUGACGAACACCACCGCCGCUCCCCCGAUUGCUCCUUCUUUGUAUUCGCACAGCCUCCUGGGAAGAAGGGUAAAGGACGGCCCAAGAAAACUCGCACUUCCAAAGCAUCUUCUCGAUUAUCAACUCAAUCCGUGGCCACGGUUGCAUCUGAAGCGCCGGAAGCAUCAGAGAUGGACAUCGAUGAGGCAGUGGACGAGAGCAUGAUGUCGCAAGCAACAGUCAAACCAAAGGGCGCAAAGAGGGGACCCAAGCCCAAAGGAAAGAAAGCCAAGAAGGAGGAUGCCGAUUUGCAAAGCGACAUGGAUCUGGAUACCAACGAGCCGUCACAACCAGAGCCAGCAAAGCCCAAACGUGCUGGACGGCCGAAGAAGCGAGUCAGUGAGGAGAUGGCCAAGGAUGACUUCGACCCUGUUACUCGAGCGGAACCAGGUUCAUCCGUGGAGCCACCUUCCAAGCGCCGUGCUAGGGGAACACGAGGCAGCAGCGUCUCUCAAACCUACAAGCACGAGUCGCAAGACCAUUCGAUGCUUGAUACCGCUUCGGUUGCCGAUAGUCAAGAGGAUGAGCCCAAAAAGACCCGCAAGGGAUCAAAGAAGGGAACGACCAAGAGCAGAAAGGCGUCCGAGGUGUCGGUUACCUCCAAAUCCACAUCCAAGGCCCGCAUGCCACGAGACUCAGAGCUCGAGGCUGAGAUAGAAGCAGGCCUUGAAGUCGAUUACCCCGAGCUCGUUGAACCUGAACCGGAGCCUGAGGCCGAGCCAGAGCUGGAACUUCAACACGAGCCUGAGCCAGAACCAGAGAAGACUCGUGCUUCGAAGAAGACCAAGGCUGGCAAAAAGUCGAAAGCAGGUGGAAAGGCACCCGAGCCGCCUCAAGAGGACCCCGUGGACUAUACGGAUAUCCAAGAGGAACAGCCCGAAGUCCCAACGGAGUCGGCUGUGGUUGAGGUAGCAGACGAAGAAGAAGCUCCGGCUCCAAAGACAAAGUCAAGCAAGAGCUCCAAGAAAAAAGUGACCAAGAAGGCCAAAAAGCAAGAGACCGUACAAGAAGAGGAACAGGAACUUGAAAAAGACAAAGCUGGGGAAUCUGAACGGGAUGAGCCUGAGCAUCAUGAUUCAUUUGUCUCGGUGGAAAUCAUCAAACCUGAGGCCGAGCCUCAGCCAGAGCCCGAGGUGGAGCAGCCGGCCGAGAAGCCUGUGAAGAAGAAGUCAUCCAAGAAGGAAGACAAGCCUAAGAAGUCGAAGAAGACCAAGAAGGUGGAGGCAUCCCCACCUCCGCCUGCACCUCAGCCCAUCGAGGACGAGCUGGGUUUCGCGUCUUCGCCCAGAGAUGAAGAGGACUAUGGCACUCCCGAUGAUUUGCCUGACCAGAUUCAGGUCGCCCCAUCUCCACGAGUACCGUCUCCAGAACCACAGCAGAUCCACGAGAGGACGCCUGUGCCACCAAAAACGGCUAAGCGCUUUAGCGAUAUCCCUCAAGAGGAGCAUCUCGCUCAAUCCCUUGCAGAGUCACAUAGUUCUCGAAGCAACGAGCGAAGGGACUCUCAACGAGGCCGAACAUCCAACGGAGCUGUAUCACCGCUUCCAGUACCGCACCAGAGUACUCCAUCCCUAUCACCACAAUCCUCUGAUGCUGAGAAUCGACCUCCUUCAUCGCUUCCCUCCGCCAAACGACCAAUUGUUGUUGCAUCUCCACCCAAGGAGAAGAUAAUUCGGACUCCACUCGCGGCCAACACCCCAUCGCCUUCCAAACGGAACCUGAACGCUGGAUUCCCAGCGUCUGCGCAUCCCUGGACGCCUGUGGACAUUGAUGAGGUGUUGUUUGGGGAAGCCAGUGACAAGGAAAAUGCAGACCUCGUCGGUCUUCUCAACGGGGCCAAGGCAAGUCUGACCAGUCCGGAGAAGAGGAUGACGGUGGAGGAGUGGAUCAGGUGGAAUGCUAAGAAUGGCGAGGAGCGGUUGAAGCGAGAAUGCGAACGACUUGUCAGUCAGUUCGAGAAGGAAGGUGACCGGGCUAUGCGGCGGCUUGAGACCAUCGAAUGCAUUGACUGA